Molecule: messenger RNA, 1660 nt
Organism: Leptinotarsa decemlineata (Colorado potato beetle)
Lineage: Eukaryota; Metazoa; Arthropoda; Insecta; Coleoptera; Chrysomelidae
Product: ADP-ribosylarginine hydrolase CG2909
Source: RefSeq, a predicted model, not a curated record
UUGCCUCGAACAAAACAAUGAAUCAUACGGGUUUUCCAAACAUGAUUAUUGAAAGAAGUUCGAACUUGUUCAGAUCCUAUAUUAUUUAUUUUCCGGUUGAAGACAUAGUUUCAGCAAUAUAAUGACUUCAUCUGAAUGGUCUCCAAAAUCACCUGAAUGGUCCAGUGAAACUUUCAGUAUUCUAAUAUAUUGCACUAUAAACAAAAUUCCCAAAGUAACUCUGUCUGAUAUUGUAGCAAAGAGUGAGGAUUUUCCCAUACAAUUUCCUGUUGAUACUGGCAGAUGUAAAACAUUGAAAAAUGUCGUAACAGAAGAGAUUUUAGAAAGAAAUAUAAACUCUGUGUAUCCUGUUAUUCACGAGAAUGCCCUGGAGCUCUAUUGCAAAUUUAUUCUAUUCAAAAGAAAGUAUGGAACGACAAAAGAAAAGAGUCUCUUUAAACACAUGACACUUAAAAAUUUCAUAAACAGGCUGUUGGUCAAACGUGCUGUAAACUUCAUGGGACCCACUGAUAAGUUCUUACUUUUGAAUAAACAAAGUGGAGCAAAAAAUUGGGAAUUGAUAGGUACUGAUAAAGAAUCGCCUCCACUCAUAAUUGAACAAUGUAUAUCUUAUGAUGAAAUAAAAUUAGCUGUGUUUCUGUCAGUUAGUUCAUACACGUACUGUUUAAAUAAGGGAGAUAGAAAAAAUUUUGCGAAACGGGCAGACAAUAGAGAUAACAUUGCAGAUGAGGGUGUUAUAAUUGGAGUGAUUGGUCCAAGACUGAAGAAAAAAGAAGUCAUGGAAUAUCAAGAGAUUGUUGCCAGUAAAAAACAAAAUACAAAACAAAACGGAUAUGGUACCAACGUAAAUACCAGCGUGCAUAAACUAUUUUCUGAGUUUUAUGAGGAAGCCUGUUUAGAUUACGAAGAAACAUUGAAACUCAAAAAUAGAGAUAAUGUGAGAUAUACGGUUUUGGGAGACGGUUCAAUUUUCGACAAUAACUAUUACUACAAAAGACUAACUAUUUCCAUUGAUACGUUAUUGGUGGAAGCAAAUCACAGAGCUAGAGCUGUAGGAAAAACUGCUUUCAUUCAUGUUGUAGGAUUGGGAUUAGGGGUUUGGAGAAUAUCACCCCAUCAGGAGAAAGAAUUCAUGGAAGCUUUUGCUAAAAGGAUCAUGGCUCUGGGGCAAAAGCUCCAUUCUGUGAGUGAUAUAUGUUUCUCAUAUAUAAAUCAAGAAAAAUGUGGAUGCUAUAAGCAUGGUGAUAUAUUCAAUAUCGGAGGACAUCCUCUUCGUGGAGUCAAGAUUCAUAUUUCAAAGAGAAAUCCCCAUGAAAAAGUAUCGCAAGAAAAAUUAUUAGUUGUGUCAUAUGCUUGGGAUGGUAACGCUCUACCUGGAAAUGAGUACUGGAUUGGAAAAUUGGGUAGCAGUGGUGACUCAGCAGCAGCUUCUUCCACUCAAAUUGCUGAGAUUCAUAACCCGCAUAUCAAUCCUUUGGUAUGUGCUGAUGAAUUGAGAAUUAUCAAGGAUGGUCAAGUAGUCACUUUUGAAGAAUAUCAGAACUUAAUCAGAAACACUAAGUCGAAGAGAAAAAUUUAGUUCUUCUAUAUUAGCUAUUGAAAUGUAAUAGCUUAUGUUAGUAGUAGGUACUUAUUAUCAAAAUAUAACUUUUUCAUUUUA